This is a messenger RNA of Myotis myotis, 3776 nucleotides long. RefSeq names its product potassium voltage-gated channel subfamily H member 4 (gene KCNH4). Gene Ontology annotation, molecular function: voltage-gated potassium channel activity. The transcript is spliced from 16 exons. Gene Ontology annotation, cellular component: membrane. Lineage: Eukaryota; Metazoa; Chordata; Mammalia; Chiroptera; Vespertilionidae. Bases 335 to 3694 code for a protein of 1119 amino acids. The record is from RefSeq and is a predicted model, not a curated record. Gene Ontology annotation, biological process: regulation of membrane potential; potassium ion transmembrane transport.
UUCUCUCCGAGAGAGACUCGCGUGGGCCGCUCCCCUCCCGGAGGGCCGCGGGGAGAGGUGCGGGUGUCACUGGUGGCCCCUCCCCGUGCGGGGCCACGUGGCGGACGCGGCCGAGCCCGGGGGAAAGAACCUGGCCCGUGGGGAAAAGAGCCGGCUCGGCGGCGCCCCGCCGAGCCGAAAGCCGAGGGGUUUGGAGCAGAGGCGGCGGCGGUGAGAGGGAGGGUAGGAGGCAGGCCAGCGCAUGGGGUGCCCCGGCCCCGCCGGCAGCGCGCCCCCUGGGGCCCGGCCGAGCUGACCGCCCUCGGCGCCGCGCCUCCAACUCGCGCCCCGAGCCAUGCCGGUCAUGAAGGGGUUGCUGGCCCCGCAAAACACCUUCCUGGACACUAUCGCCACCCGCUUCGACGGCACGCACAGUAACUUCCUCCUGGCCAACGCACAGGGCCCACGGGGCUUUCCCAUCGUCUACUGCUCUGACGGCUUUUGUGAGCUCACAGGUUACGGCCGCACCGAGGUCAUGCAGAAAACCGGCAGCUGCCGCUUCCUCUACGGUCCCGAGACCAGUGAGCCAGCCCUACAGAGGCUCCACAAGGCCCUGGAGGGCCGUCAGGAGCACCGGACUGAAAUGUGCUUCUACCGGAAGGAUGGCUCAGCCUUUCGGUGCCUCCUGGACGUGAUGCCCAUCAAGAAUGGGAUGGGGGAGGUUGUGCUUUUCCUCUUUUCCUUCAAGGACAUCACUCAGAGUGGAGGCCCAGGACCCGGCCCCUCUGGAAGCCACGGGGACAGCAAUCAUGAAAACUCCCUUGGCAGGAGGGGAGCCAGCUCAAGACUGCGAUUCGCCAGGAGACAGAACCGGACUGUCCUGCGCAGACUGACUGGCCACUUUGGCCGCCGGGGCCAGGGAAGCAUGAAAACCAAUCAUAACGUGUUUGAGCCAAAGCCAUCAGUGCCCGAGUACAAGGUGGCCUCCGUGGGGGGGUCCCGCUGCCUCCUCCUCCACUACAGCGUCCCCAAGGCUGUAUGGGAUGGCCUCAUCCUCCUCGCCACCUUCUACGUUGCGGUCACCGUCCCCUACAAUGUCUGCUUCUUGGGCGAUGAUGACACCCCCAUCACGUCCCGACACACCCUUGUCAGUGACAUCGCCGUGGAGAUGCUCUUCAUCCUGGAUAUCAUUCUGAACUUCCGCACCACCUAUGUGUCCCAGUCCGGCCAGGUGGUCUCUGCUCCUCGUUCCAUUGGUCUCCACUACCUGGCCACCUGGUUCUUUGUCGACCUUAUUGCUGCUCUGCCUUUUGACCUGCUUUACAUCUUCAACAUCACCGUGACAUCGCUGGUGCACCUGCUGAAGACAGUGCGGCUGCUGCGGCUGCUGCGGCUGCUGCAGAAGGUGGAGCGGUACUCGCAGUGCAGCGCCGUGGUGCUCACGCUGCUCAUGUCCGCCUUUGCGCUCCUUGCCCACUGGAUGGCCUGUGUCUGGUAUGUCAUCGGGCGCCGGGAGAUGGAGGCCAACGACCCACUGCUCUGGGACAUCGGCUGGUUGCAUGAGCUGGGCAAGCGGCUGGAGGUGCCCUAUGUCAACAGCUCGGCGGGCGGCCCGACGCGGCGCAGCGCCUACAUUGCCGCGCUUUACUUCACGCUCAGCAGCCUCACCAGCGUGGGCUUCGGCAACGUGUGCGCCAACACUGACGUGGAGAAGAUCUUCUCCAUCUGCACUAUGCUCAUAGGCGCGCUGAUGCACGCCGUGGUGUUCGGGAACGUGACGGCCAUCAUCCAGCGCAUGUACUCGCGCCGCUCGCUCUACCACAGCCGCAUGAAGGACCUCCAGGACUUCAUCCGCCUGCACCGCCUGCCGCGGCCGCUCAAGCAGCGCAUGCUCGAGUACUUCCAGACCACGUGGGCUGUCAACAGCGGCAUCGACGCCAACCAGUUGCUGCGUGACUUCCCGGAUGAGCUGAGAGCUGACAUUGCUCUGCACCUGAACCGGGAGAUCCUGCAGCUGCCGCUGUUUGGAGCAGCCAGCAGGGGCUGCCUGCGGACCCUCUCCCUGCACAUCAAGGCCUCAUUCUGUGCUCCGGGCGAGUACCUGCUGCGCCAGGGGGACGCUCUGCAGGCGCACUACUACGUCUGCUCAGGCUCGCUUGAGGUGCUCCGUGACAACAUGGUGCUGGCCAUCCUGGGGAAGGGGGACCUGAUUGGGGCAGAUACCAUUGAGCCAGGACAGGAGCCUGAGUCAGGAGCAGGCCCGAGCUGUGUGCUGAAGACCAGCGCUGACGUGAAGGCACUGACCUACUGUGGCCUGCAGCAGCUGAGCAGCCGAGGGCUGGCUGAGGUCCUGAAGCUCUAUCCUGAGUAUGGGGCUGCCUUCCGGGCUGGUCUGCCCCGGGACCUCACCUUCAACCUGCGCCAGGGCUCUGACACCAAUGGCCUCAGCCGCUUCUCCCGGUCCCCCCGGUCCCCUCGAUCCCCUGGGCCCUCCCAGGUAACAUGCCCUUCCUGGGUGGAGUUGAGGUUGAAUGGGGGAGAGGUGGGGGAUGGGGACACCUUCUUUGGCUCCUCUGCUGCAGGGAGAAGGGAGAGGGGAUGGGGAGCAUCAUCUGCCAGUGAAGACUGUUGCUUAAUGAAGGGGCCUGUUGUUCACUGUCCUGCAACACCAGCUGCUCCCUCUGCCCACAGCCCCGCUCCGAAAGCCGUGGCUCCUCAGACAAGACCCUGCCAUCCAUCACCGAGGCCAAGGCUGAGUCAGAGCCCGGAGGUGGUCCCAGGCCCCGCCGGCCCCUCCUGCUGCCCAACCUUAGCCCAGCAAGGCCCCCAGGCUCCCUGGUCAGCCUUUUGGGCGAGGAGCUGCCUCCAUUCUCAGCCCUUGUCUCUUCCCCUUCCCUGUCCCCAUCCCCAUCCCCUGCCCUGGCUGGUCGAGGCCACAGCCCCUCCUCUCAUGGCCCCCCCAGGGGCUUUGCUGCCAGGAAGCCACCCCAGCUUCUUAUCCCCCCACUGGGAACCUUUGGAACUACGGACCUCAGUCCUCGUGGACGGCAUUGAGGACUCCGGCAGCACAGCAGAGGCUCCUACAUUCCAGUUCAGCAGGAGGCCUGAGCACCCUAGGCCCCGCUCUCAGGCCUCCCCUACAGGGACCAGGCCCAGCCAGGAACUGGCCACUGAAGCUGAGGAGAUGAAGGAAAAGGUCUGCAGGCUGAACCAGGAGAUCUCCUGCCUCAACCAAGAAGUAUCUCAGCUCAGCCAGGAGCUCCGGCACAUGAUGGGCCUGCUGCAGGCCAGGCUGGGUGCCCCCGGCCACCCGACAGUCUCCGCUUGGCCCUCAGACCCUCCGUGCCUCCAGCAGAGGCCUCCAUGCAUCUCUCCCUGUCGGUCGGGAACACCAUCUAGCAUCCAGGAUACGACUCUCGCUGAGGUCCACUGCCCAGCCACUGUGGGGACAGCAGAGAUGGGGACUGCCCACCCCAACCUCAGACCCUACGUGUUGUCCCCCUACCCCUCAGAGCCUGACCCUCUGGGACCCUCCCCGGUGCCAGAGGCCUCACUUCCAACCCCCAGCUUCCGGUCCAGGCUGUCACUGAAGGUGGUCUCUUCUGUUGCCAACAACUUGAAACAGUUCCAGCAGCACUCCUGCCCCUCCGCUGCCUCCAGACUUCAGCCAAGCCUGCUCUCCCCUUUACCAACAUGGUCUCCCUUGGAGCCCUGACUUCUCACAACCUCACCCUGGUCUCCAGUUCUCCUUUACCACUCAACACUUUGGGAUAGGAAAUAAAUUCUUUAUUUUUGUA